UCUAGGCUGACCUCUCAUAUACUGUAUAUCGGAUAAUGCUCACCAAACACCGCCUAACCUACACUCAGUAAAUGAUAAGGAGCAGGUUGACAUCAACAAAACUUGCAAUUUCUCACAAAUACAUCGCUUGAAGGUUCAUCUAAAAGGGAUAAACUAAAUGCUCUUUCCGACGUACACUGUGUCUCGGGGUGCCUAUAUUAGCAUAAGAGUUGGUUACGAUCAAUCACAGAAGGUCACGUGAUCUAGAAAGACUUGAAGAAGGAUCCAUUGCGAGAAAAACACAUGGGGAUAACAAGGCUGGACCAGGUAUGCACCAAAUCUUAUUGGCCUCCGAUUGUUUGGGACUGAUCUACAGCGCUAAACGUUAACACUGUCGCUUAUGGAAAAUUAAUGGGGGUCUGUAGUCAGCUAAGGUCCUCAUGAACUCAGCACGUACGUAUUCCGUAUAUUCGUAAUCCACAGCUUGCUGCUUUUGUGAAAGAUUUGCCUCCCUUGACGGUAGGUAUCAGUUCGAGUAUUCUAUGCUGUUAACAUUUGUAAGUACCAGCGUGAUGGAAUUUAAGCAACUACGGUAAUCCACUGUGACUACUCUGUCUGUAAAAUUUCUUGUAAAGUUAAUUAUUUUGAAUCAUUGUGACUUGCUUCUGUGCAGUGAGAAACUUUCUGGGGGUUCACUGCACGAUUAAAUCAUAUAUACAGCCUGGACUUAAUUCACAGCUCGAUUUUAAUAGGUUUGAUAUUUCAAAGGAGACAUUAUAUCCGUUCCUUACAUAUGUACAUUUACGCAAACUAUGCAUAUGUUUAUAUAUCAUACAUGUAUAUACAAUCGUCUGUCUACACGUACUUAGGUCAUGGCUUUGUUUGUUUGCGUAUGUUUCUUGACGAGCCCCAUGGCCAAGAGGGUCACCAUGCCAGCGCCAUGCAACGACCCAUGAACCAUUCAUCAAACGGUCACUGUGAGUGGUAGUCCAACACUUCGUGGAUUUUUCCUCCGACACAGCCCGGUUACCUCCCAGGAUAACCGCCGUCAAACAAAUGUCUGGAAACACCUGUCCGCUGGAGAGUUUCAUGCAGACGACAAAACCAUGAAGGCUUGGCUUUGACUACGAUUUUUUUAGAGUUGCAAGUUCAGGUCUGGAAAAGUCUCCUGGGUGUUAGUGAACAAAACUGGUACAUUGCAUCUUACCAUGUGACUAUGACGGAUUGGAGGCCAGCUUGUGUGUGAGACAUUGACCAGUACCUUUCCUCAGACAUGUUUGUGUAAACCAUGGCAUCUUGGAAAGUUUGUGCAGCCGUGGUAUGUGUUUAUGGGUUUCUGAAGGCAAUGCGGCCAUCAGAACCAUAUCUGACACCAUACCUGACACAGCCUCCAGUCAACCUGACACAGUCAGAGGUGUAUAACCAGGUGUAUCCGGUCUGGACCUAUUCUUACCUGGUGGCCUUGAUCCCCACAUUUUUGCUUACAGACCUGCUACGCUACAAGAUUGUGAUUAUCUUCGAGGCCUGCUGCUACGUAGGCACAUGGAUCAUGCUACUAUUUGGUCGUGGGGUCCUCACGAUGCAAUUCAUGGAGUUCAUUUAUGGUUUUUGCACAGCCACGGAAAUCGCCUACUACGCUUACAUUUAUGCUGUGGUCGACUCCCAACAUUAUCAAAAAGUAGCCGGGUACACCCGAAGUGCCAUCCUCAUGGGAAAAUUCAUCGCAGCUGUGAUAGGCCAACUCUUGAUAUCGUUUGAAGUUACAGACUUGUAUAGCCUUAACUUUAUUUCCUUAGCCAGCGUGUCUCUCUCGCUUAUCGCUGCUCUUUGCCUUCCGCCAGUGCAGCAGUCAAUUUACUUCCAUCGUAGAGAGAGGAACACGCGAGAAUUGAGGACCGCUGACCAGAUCCGACAAAGUCAAAAUGGAGAGGUGAAUCCGUCGUACACAGCCUUCCCAGAAACCCCUAGAUCAGACUUACCUAAUAGUCCGGUAAACAUGAGCCCAAACGAGGACUUCAGUUCUCGAUCCAGAUCACCAACAAAUGGCAUUGGAUCUACGACCAGUUUGGAUGGAGGACGCAGUAGUUAUCUCCCCUUUCCUUUUUACGGGGAUGUUGACACGAGCUCCAUUGCCUGGUCUUUGCAAAGCGAUCAGUAUUCCCAGAAUUCCUCGGGAUCUGUUGCCGUAGACGGACCGCUAGAAAGCAUGAAAACACCCCAGGAUGAUCAAGAUCAUUUAUUAAAGGAAAAACUGUUAUGUUGGCAGAAAUUCAAGGAUGUCAUUGUCACGCUGUGGAGAGAUUUUCGCUCAACUUACUCCCGAAAAAUCUUACUGGCUUGGUCGAUAUGGUGGGCAAUUGCCUCCUGUGGGAAUUUCCAAGUGGGAAACUAUGUGCAGAAUUUGUGGGCAGAGGUGGAUCCACAUCGAUCCAAUCCCAAAAAAUACAAUGGGGCCAUAGAGGCAGCAGCUACGUUGUUAGGAGCACUGUCAUCAUUUUUUAUCGGGCUGAUCCCUGCCAACUGGACAGCCUAUGGGGAACUGCUGCUGGGCACGAUAUCCCUGAUGAACUGUGCAGUGCUGGUCGUCAUGGCAUACACCACCAACAUCUGGGUGGCAUACUGCCUGUAUGUGUUCUUCAGAGCAGCCUAUCAGAUGGUGAUAACAGUGGCUACAUUUCAGAUAGCCCGUUACUUGGAGGCUCAAAGAUUUGGUCUUGUUUUUGGCUUCAAUACAUUUAUAGCUUUGCUACUGGAAACCAUCCUGACAGUCAUUGUGGUGGACAAGAGAGGACUGAAUGCCCCUAUAACAACACAGUUUGCCGUGAAUGGUGGUUAUUUUGGUGUGAUGGGAUUAGUCUUCUUCAUCGCAGCUGUUGUGAAUCUGUCAAGGAGGGGCUGUGUGAGCUGUCGAAUGGAAGAGAUCCCAACAGUAGAACGUGCGGGAGCGUCAACAUAAAGAGCGUCCACUACAUUUAAUCUACGACGUCAUGACUGUAUCACUGGUAGUCUAGAUGUACAUAUAGCCUUAUAGCGCUGAAGCAGUACUUUUGAGUGAUGUAGUACUCAACAAUACCUGCGCCAUUUAUAUCAUGGGAUGCAUUUUAGCGCUUAUGUAGUUGUGAAUUGGGCCAAAUCCUGUUCCUGAUUUUGGUUGAAUUUGUAUUGAUUUUGAUGUUGUGUGAUAUAUUAUUAUUUAUUCACCUGGUGAAUGUAAUGUUUAAAUGUGUGUGUGGCUUAGCCAUUAUAUAUAUUCACCAAGCCGCAAAGAAGCAAAUUGACCUACAAGCUUCGAGCAUAAUGUCUUUAUGGCAAGGUUUUGUCCUGAAGUAUUAGCAUUCUAGUGGAUUUUAUCUGUGAUAAGAUGUGCGAGUUUGGAAUGAAUGGUGCAAAAAGUUUACAAUACUUUUCUUGCCAUGUGAUAUGAGAGUAGAAGGACUACGAUGAACGAGAUUGAAACGGGGACAUGUAAGGGGAGACAAACUAUUACAAAAUAUCUAUUAGAAAUUACAUGUUGGCAUCCUCAUUCAUUUAGUUCAAAUUUUUCAUGUUUUCACAACUGUUAAACUGUAGUACCUGAUUUAAUAUAUAUUAGGUAGUCCAUUAUUGUUGUACACCAGGUUUUUGC
Messenger RNA from Liolophura sinensis, 3604 nucleotides. Its product is annotated as thiamine transporter 1-like. The record is from RefSeq and is a predicted model, not a curated record. Lineage: Eukaryota; Metazoa; Mollusca; Polyplacophora; Chitonida; Chitonidae. Gene Ontology annotation, biological process: transmembrane transport; vitamin transport. Gene Ontology annotation, molecular function: vitamin transmembrane transporter activity. The transcript has 7 exons. Bases 1268 to 2935 code for a protein of 555 amino acids. Gene Ontology annotation, cellular component: plasma membrane.